AUGCAUUGGCAAUUCGGUAAUGUUUCUUCUCUUAGAUUUCCCCUAUCUGACCUGAUCAUCGUAAUUCAAAUUCAACAUCCCAAUCGAACGAAGCUGCUUCGUUGAUAAAACGUAGGAAAUGAUAAAUCGUCGAGCCUAAUCCUAAUCAAUGUAUCACAGGCGGGAAUCUCGAACCUGUGCAAAUGAUCUGCGAAGUUGACUGGAAGGAAUGUCCAAAAGCAAUAGCAAAUUACAUUUGGAGAGAGGUCGUGAUCGACGUGAUCGACAGCUUGAGGAACGAAAGCAUAGUCUGGCGGGUACUGGCCGUAAUAUCUGUAUGCGUCAUACUACUACGUAUAACAUGUUUCAAAGCAAAACGUAGCAACGAUAUUGAUAAAGAGAUCUUUAAUAAAGUCGGAUACAAAGUGGAAGAUCUUGAGCUGAAAGUUAAUAUAUUAACGUAUAAACUGCAGUAUGGUGCUUGGCCUUUGCCCCAUCAAGUUCAGAAGUCAAAUUUUAGGAGGAACCUGAGGAACCUCAGGCUAACACUGUCGAAUCCAAAUGAUCGCAAUAACUGGAUAAAACAUGUGUUGCUAAGUCCUAGGCACAAGGAAUCGUACUUCUCGUAUUCAAAGUAUUACCCUUCGGAACAUCAUCUGACCGAAUUGUUCGAUGCAAAGAAAAAAAGUAUGUACCCUUAUCUCCGUCAAGAAAGCAUGCCACCAGUCGAGUACAGCAGUAAAUCUUCAAAAAGUAGCAGCGACAUAUCUUUAAAACUAAAUUCCAUGUUCAAAAAUGUGAUCGAUCGAAAGCAUCACGAAGCAUUGAGAAACAAAAAUUUCCAAAUGCAAUAUCGAAACGCGAUAUCGGUCCCACUAUUUUUGAAAAGAGGGUACACCAAGUCUGGGAAAAAAUCAAGGAGAGACACGAAGAACAAUGAAACUGUAAAAAUGACCGCAGCCUGUAAGAAAUUCACGAAAACUAUGGACGAUUGUAAAAUAUAUCUGAAACAAUUGCACGAUAGCAAUAAAAAUCUUGGAUUGAUCUACAGCACGUCCGACAUUAGCAAUGAGUCCUCGACUAAAAAUUUAUGGUCAGAUACCCAAAAUUACAGAUUUAAUGAUUCGAUUACUUUAUAUUAUAAAUUACAGCAACAGAAAUGUGUCCCAGUAAAAGAUUCAAUUGAUCUAAGUAAAAGUCUGGAAAAAAGUAAAGAGAACGAAUGUGAGAAAGAGGAAAAUAAAGAGGAGGAGAAGCUUGAAAAAAUUGAUGGAAAGCAACGCAACAGCGAACAAUGUUUGGAAUUAUCGAAUGUGAUUUAUCCAGUUCUACAAUUGAUUGACAAGAGUUUACUGCCGCCAAAAAUGAAUAUAUCAUUUUGCACUGAUAUGUUUCCUCAGCAAUUGACCUCAAAGAUGUUGGUUGUUCCAAGAUCGUCUGAACGAAAGAGAAACAUGAAAACGUCUCAGGAGGCCUUGUACCAAGUGAAAAAAAAAUUAGAAAGCUUGCAUAAUGUUCUGCGUAUGUACGAGUUGCAAAACGUUGAAAUAAAAGCAACGGAAAAACAACGAGAAAAUAGCAGCAAAAUAGACAGCGUUUGCCAAGAUGUGACGGGCACGCUUGUCCCAGUUACAAAAGCCGCUGAUAAUUGGAACGGUAACAAAAAUAUCAAAGUGGAAUCUAACGACAACACUGAAAACAACAACGGCAAGGAAAUUCAACGAACAACCUCCAACAGCUCUGAACAGCAUGAAAGCGAUGAAACAGCCAGAAGUUCCAUAGUGUCCAUUCAGAAUUAUUCAAAUAUGUUUAACGCAUAUCAUGUAAAUAAUAUAAAUGAUCCUUAUCGUUUGCUUGCAGAAAACCCUGAGCCAAAGAUAUCACCUACAAAUGAUCAGCAAUUACAGAUAAUUCCAAAUAAUCAGAUGCAUUAUUCUUCUAGUAUUAAGUAUGAGAAAAUACCUGAGAGAGUGUAUUACGCUAUAUCAUCUGACUCAUCCGAGGGAAAGGAAGUUGUAAAGGAAACAGUAGCAGCAGAAAAUCUUACAUUACCAGAUGCAUACAUUAACAAUAAUCAAGCAAAGCCAUUUAAUCUCUCCGAUCAAUAUCCAGUUCCAAUGGAAACCGAUGAGGAUGCAAUAAUAUCGCUAAACUCCAGUCGUACAGAAAUAUCAAAGGACAGUGAAUUGGAUGACAAGUCGACAGCAUUAUUACUUCAGGAAGCGUUGCAAUUCAAAAGGGCGUUAUUAACACGCGUUGAACUAGAAAAGAUAUGUUAUAUAGAUGACAAAAAAGAAGAAACGAAUAAUGAAUCCGUGUCAUGUCAGGAUAAAUAUCCUUGCGUUAACAAUAAUCUGCAAUCAAAAUUUUUAGACAUUAUAUCAGAGGAACAAUCUGUUAGUAGUUCCACUGAAAAAAAUAGUAGAACUUAUAUGUUUCUGAAUUUGAAACAAGACAAACAAUUCAACAAUGAUGCAUUAAAGCUUGCUCGAGGAAAUGAAAUUAUAGACUUGGAUACACACAAAAAAUAUUUAGACUCAAAGGACAAUCUUGGUGCACCUUCUGAGUAUUUUAGCUUUAACAAUAUGAUUCAGGAAGGAAGUGAAAUUAAAAAUAACCGGCUAUCUUUACCAAAGCGUUUUCAAGAAAACGAGGGAAAAAUAGUUCCAAAUAAUUCACAAUUAAAAUAUUUAAAUGACACGUUAAAACCGAAUAUACUGAAUGAUGGGAAAUACGAUGAAAGAUAUGAAAAUCAAGAAACUUUAUCGUGCAAUUCAAAUUUAACUUUGAAAAGAAAUCCUGGUGCGUGUUCGCUAAUCGAACAGACAUUGCUACACGAGAACAUAAAUAAAACACUAGAAAUGCAUGGUGUAAUUGAAAAUGGGGAUCCGAUGUACGAAUUAACAGCCAGUGAGAGUAAAGAGACUUCAGUUGAAACGAAUUUAAUACAGGAUUCGUUAACAUCCAGCAUAAAUCAGUCCAAUGAUUCAAAUAUCCCGGAACCACCAUCUAUAACAGUACUAAUCAAUAAGUCAUUAGAUGAAGGAAAAUUAGAAUUAGAUUGGCUGAACGUCAAUAAUGAUUUCAGCGAUAAUGAAGAAUUUAAUGGAAAAGAUGUAAAAACGUGUUCAACAAACACAAUUACCCUUCAAAAAUAUGAUACUGCAAAUGUGAUUAACCAUAAUAAAAUUGAAAUUAAUUACAGUGAACAUGGUCAAUUUCAGGAUAAGGAGAUUGAUUCGAUUACACAAAAUUCAUUUACAAACCUGACUAAAAAGGAAUUGGUAAACGAGAUGGACUUUUAUAAAUCUUAUUCCAACCUCGUCUCUCCACAUAGCAGUAUAUAUUUUACAGAUGAAGCUUCAAGUUCUACUACAAAAUUAAAUAAUACAUACUCAAAAAAUCUUAAAGGCCACGCACACUCUAAUCUUUAUACACAAAACAAGGAAAAUAAAUUACACAGCAAACAUGAAAAUUUGAAAGAUACUAAUAAACUGAAAGUCAUGACCACUAAUAAAUCUUUUGUCAAAAUUUCAAACGAAAAUUCGUCAGAACCUAAGAAUAAAAUAUACAGCAAACAUCAUUCGUUUUCUUCUAAAACAAAAGAUUUAAAUGAAGAGAAGGAUUCGAUUGAUGAAACAUUGUUCAAUUUGACUGCAAACGAUAUGCAAACGUUACAAGUGGAAGAAACUAUUACCUCAUUAAAUUUAUCUCCACGUCAAAUUUCUCCAGGGGAAACGAUAGAAGUUAAAACUUUGAAAACGAAAUCGAGAAGCCACGAAAACUAUACUUCAAAGUCCGAAAAAUUGAAGAGAGCUGGAGCUUCAGGAAACUUAAAAGAUUUAAGAUCCGAUUUGUUGAACACUGCUCAAACCAAAGCAGAAGAUAAUGCAAGUAUAAAAUAUCGAAAAUUAAGAGAUUUAUCUGCAGAACCUAGACGCAGCACAGGAGACAGUAUUACAUUGGAUAGAAAACGAUCCCGAUCGCAAAUAAGUUUUCGAACGAACGAGUCGCCGAGAGAAAUUACACCGCGAUCACAUGAAUGCCCAAGCAAUACAAAUUCUAUAAAUUAUACUGAAUCGUUGGAAACUAAGUUAAGAUCAAAAGAUCCCCUGAAAUCUUUAUCGCCAACGCCAAAAACGUCUUCAAGAUCUUGCAUACCGAUUUUGAAAAGUAGAUUGGAAGCAGCUCGGAAGACUGAAAAUGAAUCACGACCUAAGAGUCCGAUGAGAGGGCCGCUAACGAUGACUAUGUUCUGGAGGGAUAAUCUGUGUGACAAAAGUCAAAAUGAGAUGGACGAAAUUCAGGUAGAAGGUAAAUCAAGAAAUAAAGACCCAUGUGCAGAAGAAAUAGAGACCUGUAUAGAAAAGGCAAACGAUGCUGGUAAUCAUAAACAAGACUCGAUAAAAGUAUCGCACAUUGUACAAAGUAUAAGUGAAAAUGCCGACAUUACUCCUCAAAAACAAAUGGUAAUAUAUGUUAACAUAUUCACAAAACACGACAACAAUAUGACAAAAAUAGUGGAUCCAAAUAAAUUUCUGGAAUAUAUUAAAAAUAGGAAAUUAAGUGUGCAACAGCCAGAAGAAAAUCAAACUAACAAAAAACACAAUGAACUUCAAGGAUUCUGUUCAAAGAAUGAGAAGGAUACGGUGCAUAAAAUUGUUACGGUCAUUUCUUCCAUUAUAAAUUGUAAUGAGUUAGAUCAAACUACGUCAACUAAUUUGUCAGCACCGAAAACGCAAAAGGACUCGUUGUCGAGUAUCUUAUUAAAUGGUAAAUUAAAAAAUUUAUGUUUUUUAUCCGUCGAGCAAAAAGAAGUCGAUGUAACUGCUAAACCGUCUGUUAUCGAUACAAGCACAUCUAUAUCGGAUCUGGAUAAUGUUUCAAAAGCAUCGAGAAACGCAAUAAACAAAUUUCAAAUAUGUGGAACACCUAAAGAAUUAAAUAACGAAGAAUACAUAAUGUUAUUAGAAAUUCUUCAGCAAGAACCGAAUUUUAUAUAUCUACAAGAAUUGCAAAAUGUCUGUAAGAAGCUUGUAUCGAAACAUUAA
Messenger RNA from Heterotrigona itama, 5030 nucleotides. The record is from the annotation of a GenBank genome assembly. Lineage: Eukaryota; Metazoa; Arthropoda; Insecta; Hymenoptera; Apidae.